GACAGCAAAUUGUCAGCCAGGCACAUAACUACAGUACAUAACCUUGCUAUCGGUCACAUUUUUCAGUGUUUUCAUUUAAGUCGCAUCUUCACUCUGCCAGAGAUAAUGCAAUUAAUCAUCCUCUCGCCGGUUAAUUCAUUGUAUAAGACUUAAGGUAGCUAUACCUGGAAAUUUUCUUUUCAACUCCAACGAUCAUGUCUAUGGUGGCCCCCAAACUGCUUACCUCAGCGAGGCUCAGCACACGGUUGAUAACAAAAUUACCUCAACGUGCCUACGUUUGCUAUGCACUAACAACGCCCUCGGCUCAACGUGCUCCAUUAGUGGCUAGUUGUGCAAGAUUUAGCAGAAACCCCCUAGAAUGCACGGUUUUGAGACACAGCGCUUCAAAAGCCCACCCCAGUACUGACAAUAAUAAUGAGGAGCAAGGAAAGAAAUUGUCUUUGUUUCAACGGUUUAAGCAAAUGUACAGGGAUUAUUGGUAUGUGUUGCUUCCGGUUCAUGUAGUCACCUCAACAGCAUGGUUCGGAGGAUUCUACUACUUAGCUAUCAGUGGUGUUGAUAUUCCCGCGUUGCUGGAGUCGAUGAAUAUGAACGAAAAAAUCAUAAACACUAUGAGGAAUUCGAGCAUGGGUUAUUUGGCAAUAACCUAUGGGCUAUAUAAAAUAACAACCCCAGUACGAUACGCCGUGACACUAGGUGGAACCACCUUGAGCAUCAAUUAUCUGAGACGAUGGGGAUACAUUAAGCCUAUACCUAGUAAAGAACGACUCAAAGAGAUUUAUGCGGAAACAAAAGAAGGGAUGAAAGAGAAAAAGGAGAAUUUGAUGGAAACCGUUCAUCACUUGCAACAGACCGUAAAAGAGACCAAAGACGGAAUCAAGGAAACCAAGGACCACAUUGUUUCCUCCGUGAAGGAAUCAAAGGAUAGUAUUAAGAGCAUGAAGCAAAAGGUAAUUAGUAGUACGCAUAAGAACCAAAACAAACCUUAGUGAGAAACCUAAUGACAAGUUGUAUGUUAAGAAGUCUAGAUUUACUCUUAAAUUAAGGGAAAAUGCUAAGAAAAAUUCUACUGAAAUUUGUUUUUUAUGUAAACAUGGCGUUUAAAUAGUAUUGGUAAGUUAUAACAACUGUGAGUAGACAGAAUCUUGUUAAAUUUUACAUGUAACUUUUAUAUUUAUUAAAUAUCGUAGAUCCUU
Molecule: messenger RNA, 1196 nt
Organism: Dendroctonus ponderosae (mountain pine beetle)
Lineage: Eukaryota; Metazoa; Arthropoda; Insecta; Coleoptera; Curculionidae
Exons: 2
Coding region: 195-989 (264 amino acids)
Cellular component (GO): mitochondrion
Source: RefSeq, a predicted model, not a curated record